AGCAAAGUGAAUGAGUAGCGGCAGCGAAACACCGGUGGUUGUGCUGUUUGUAUGCAGAGCGACACAACGACCUAUCGCACGGUCACGCUUUUCUCCCUGCUGUGUCAGUUGACAGUUAUUCUGAAGGACAAGCUGAUUUUGGAUAGAUUUAUCUUCUCGAUAUUUACAUUUUGCAUUGGAAUUACGAUGUGCAUGCGCAAAGAGGACCCCGCACGUUUUGACAACAGCAGCCAGCGAGUCAUCGGACAGAGAGCAUAACGGUAAUAUAUAGUGUUUGGCUAUUCCGUUGUCGCAGAGGACGGACGCGUGUGAGCGUCAUAAAGGCAUCUUUCUUGUGGUUGGAAUUCUUUCAAUUGGAAGAACAAGUUUUUUUUUUGGCUGGAAAAUCGCCUCCAUACACCUUUUUGUCAUUCCGGAAAAUUGCCAAGGAAUUUCUUCAAGACGUUGCGACAGGCAGUACAACUGAGUGUGAAAUGUUCCCGUUUUUCUGACCGAUUUUCAAAUAUUCGCACUCUGUUCGUAAUGUGGGAAAAGUCACAUCCCUGAGUGCUUAGAAUUCCUAUCUGCUUACUGAAAGCGGGGCUUGGCAGUCAGACAACGGAGCAAAACAUCUAAGAUAUCGCCAAACGAAUUUUACGAAUUAGCCAUGUCAAAAUUAUCCGGUUUGUCGUGUGUGGGUAUAUUCUGGGCAGUUCUGUCUCUUCUUGCAACAGUGGCAGCAAGUGUUGGAUUCUAUAUGCCUUACUGGCUACAUGGAGCCUUCAGUGAUUCCACACCCAUAUAUUUUGGAGUAUUUCGAAGAUGCAACUAUCCUAAAUUAGACGACGAUGGUCACUUGGUGAUCGUGCGCGAGUGCGGUAGAUAUACAACUUUCUGGGAUAUACCGAGCGUGUUUUGGCAGAUUGCGACCGUCGCGGUGGGCGUGGGGUGCGGUCUGGGGCUGCUUGUCUCCAUGACGGGGGUGAUGUCGGUGUGUGUCAGGGACGUCAUCACCCCCGUGGUCGGCAAGGUGGCUUCGGCGAUGCAGCUGUGUGCAGGCCUGUUGAUUGGUGGAGGGCUGGCUAUCUACCCCUACGGCUGGAACAAUGUUGAAGUUCACCAGGCGUGUAAUGGGAUGUCUGGUCACUAUUAUCUAGGUAGCUGUACGUUAUCGUGGGCGUUCUACCUCACGGGCUGUGGCGCUGGCUUGACGGUCAUCUGCUGUAUGAUGGCGUGUCACGCUCACCGCAAGAAAGACACUCACACUGUCACAUACCAUGUGUAAUAGACGACUGCCGGGCGUGACGGACGUCUGUCACUGUCAUUGACUGUAAUCCAUUUCAACACAUCAGCAUGACAAUCAGCUGUUACCAGGAUUCAAGCACCUGGCACCACCACCCUGUGAAGUGACAGUGUUGAUGUGUCACCUGUCACACUUCAGUGUUGUACAUUUCAUGCAAUGGACGUGAUAUUGACAUCCAGUGAUGAUGAACACAACUGUGGAAUCUCAAUACCUGAAUGUUUGUGGUUGUAAGUGAAACCAUCAUUUAGCACACAAUCUGAAGACCAAUCUACAUGACAUGGGAAAUAAGCCAUCAUCCUUUUCAUUCGUACCACAAUUCAUCCAUACAAACUCGGCACUGUGCACGGCUUGUAAGUCGCCAAGCAUAUCUGACAACACCAAUACCUGGAUUGAUUUGGCUUGUUGAGUGGGCCGGAGUUGUUAAGAAAUGAGUGACACCUCAUUGGAAUAUUAGAUUGAUGUUGUCGAUCACUUCUGCAUCCUAAAUCACAGCAUCUAUGUCACAUUUUACAGCUUGCAGCUUGGGUGUUGUAAUUCAUGAAAUGAUCAAAGGGAGACAACUCUACAAAAUUUCACUCGACAGUUUGCCUGUUGAUAUUAUAGAAAAGACCUUGAUUGAUUUCAGGAGACAUGAUAAAUCUUUAAUAAAUUUGUUAAGUAUAGGUACUCACAUAGAAAAUGCCUCGAUUCUCUCACAUGUGUUUGACGUUAAUUAUAUGGAAGUUAAUGUUCAUGAAAUAUAUCAGCUUGAGUGUAUUGUGAUAAAAUAAUGAAAAUAUUUCAUAGAAAUAAUACAGUAUGUGAUUACAUUUUAAUAUACAUUAUUUAGAAUUUUUUCACAUGGUUGUAUUUUUACCAUGAGUAGAAAAUAACAUUCUUGUCUGUUUUAGUAGUUCUAUUUUUACUAGACAGGUUGAUCAUAAUAUCAGUGAUUUUGAAAUUAGCACGUGAAUGUGUGAAAGGAAGGUUAUGUUUAUUCAAAAUUUAAGUUAUUAACAGUUGUGGGGAUCUUAGUAAUGGUUGCACAAAAUAGGAAUGUUUUUCACUUGAUAUGAUGAAAUAGAUCUAAGGGAGGUAAUUCUCACGUCGGGAAAUCAUUCCAAGUUUUGUCUUCAAAUGAGCCAAUCUCAUUCAAAUCAGAUCUUAGUUCUCGCUGCCGCUCAACAAAGAUCUGAGGACAUCCCAUUAUGGGUCACCUCAGACCGACCUUUCGCGAAUUCUGACCGACCAAUGGAAUUACUGACAAGAAAUCGACAUUAGCCAAUCAGAAGGCAGCUUUCUCGUGCUUUACGGCACUAAUUUCAAAUUGGCGACUACGCUUCAAAACAUAUUUUGACAAAUUCUCACUUAAAAAUUUAAAACCUGAAAAAAGAACAUUCACAAAUGGCUAAUAUAUGGUCUAGAUUGUAUAGAUUCUGUCGUUAAGCCCGUAACUAUCGUUUGGAAUUCCCCGUUUUAAAGUUUUCGAGGCUGCAUGAUUAGAAAUCACAUUCCGACUGUCACUUUCAUGAUCUGGUAAGCGACGCUCUGAUUGGUCGGAUGAAAGGUCGUUCUGGCGUGACCCCUAAUGGGAUGUCCUCAGAUCUUUUUUCAGCAGUAGCGAGAACUAAAACCUGAUUUUAAUGAGAUUGCAAAUCAGCUUGUCUACCAAACCUGUUUCUGUAAUACAGGAUCAGUGGUACACAGUACGACAUAUUUAUCAUGACCAUGUCCUAACCCAUGAAUACAUACAUGUUGUAAUGCACAUGUUAAUUUAAUGUUCCAAAAAGGUUUUGUGUAUAUAGACACUGAAAGUGUGCGUCUAGUCAUUGCAAAUAGUGCUCCAUCACUAGAUGCUGAUACAGAAAGGUUGUAUAUUUAUUUGGAGAUUGUCGUGAUUUGUAUGAAGAACUGGAACUAAUUGUCCCAGAUUAAUCAGUCAAGAGGCAUCUUCCUGAGGCAAGGGAAUUAACUGACUUUAAGAGUUCAGUUUCAAAUCUUGCUGAACUAGGCUGGAAUUGUGGAGUUAUAUAUUUGCUGUGCAUAGUCCAAACACAAUACUGUAAUCAUAUCGACAUCCGGUUCACUGUCAUGCCGAAUUUGUUCGAUUGCAGGAUUUGCAGACUGUGUAUCGUCAACUGGAAUUGUGGAGUUAUAUAUUUGCUGGAGUUAGGGCUGGGACGAGUCUAAAUUUACUACCUGAGUACCACCCCCCUAUUACCCGACAUUACCCGGGUACCCACUGUAGGUCUCAAGAGGUAGGUGAAAACUGUCCGAUUUGGAAUAGUUUGACGGUAGCUCUGGUAAAAUGUGUUUAGAUACAUGUAUGAAACCAUCUGGUGUAUACACUGAAGUUGACUGAAGUUUUAUUUUUAUUCAAACAUAUAAGAAGGAAUGGGCGAGCCCAGAAAUUCCAGCCCAGUUUGACAAGGGUGGAAACUGGACUUUGACUUAAGGGUCAGUUACCUCCCUUGCCUCGGGAAGUCUCCUCGGGAUGUCAUGGGGUCUCCUACACAGAUUGUUGUAAUUGUUGUGAAUAUCAUACCAUUGUAGCUAUGUGGAAAUCUAUUAAAACAGUUGUAAUUUCA
Molecule: messenger RNA, 3849 nt
Organism: Haliotis rufescens (red abalone)
Lineage: Eukaryota; Metazoa; Mollusca; Gastropoda; Lepetellida; Haliotidae
Product: LHFPL tetraspan subfamily member 6 protein-like
Exons: 3
Coding region: 647-1264 (205 amino acids)
Cellular component (GO): membrane
Source: RefSeq, a predicted model, not a curated record